GCAACAGAGCUUCAAACACCAAAAAUUGUUUUCACUUCACUGCAAAUUCUGGGUUUUGCGAUACUAUACGAUAACACUUCACUGAAACACUAGUGACACCGUGAGAUUUGCGAGCUGUGAUAUUCAGUAACAGUUUUGCCAUUUCCGCCGCCGUAUUACUUGCACACUCAUCUUCUCUUUCAUUCUGGUUUCAAAUUCCAAUAUGAUCAAACUCCUCUUCCCUAAAAAUGUCACUAUCAUAUCAUCUUUUCCUUCCUCCUCACCAUUAGUUCGUCCUCUUCUCCAAAUUUGUCACUUCUCAGCCUCGUCAUAUAAUCGUUCAUCCUUAAGACCCGAUGAUGACGAAACACGAAAUGAGCGAAAUGUACCAAUUUCAGUGUGGUGGGAGUUCGAUGGCUGUAACUUACCUGCUGAUGUCAAUGGUUACAGAAUCACCCACUGCAUAACAGAAGCUCUUAGGGCCAAAGGGAUAAAGGGGCCACUUCAAAUCAAGGCUUUUGGUGAUGUCCUGCGACUUCCAAUUGCCAAUCAGGAAGCUCUCUCUUCCACCGGGAUAAAUCUGGUCCACGUUCCCAAUGGCGGAAAAAAUCCUGCUCACGGAUCUCUUCUUGUAGAACUUAUGCAUUGGGUUUCCAAAAAUCCUCCACCGGCUCAUCUGUUUUUGAUUACUGAUAAUAGGGUUUUUGCUGAUAUGUUGCACCGUUUAAGAUUGGAUAACUACAACAUCUUGCUUGCAACACCAACAAAGGGUCCGAAAGUUCUGUGCAAUGCAGCCACUAUAAUGUGGCAUUGGGACUCAUUAGUUAGAGGAGAAAAUCUUGAUGGAAAACACUUUAAUCAUCCUCCUGAUGGUUUGGAUGGUUCUUGGUACGGGCACCACAAGGUGCCUCUUGAAGACCCUUUCUUAAAUGGUGAGCAGUCACAAAUUGAGGAGGUACCUAUCUCAGAUUUGGAAUUACGUACAGUACCAAGGGCAGUUGUGAGGCAAGUUCAACAAAUAUUGAACUCAUAUCCAACAGGUAUCUCUGUAUCAGACCUUCGAGCAGAGAUAGCAAGAGCUGGUAUUUUCUUGGAUAAAGACUACUAUGGUCAUAAAAAGUUUUCCCGAUUUCUCUUGUCAGUGGCAAAUGUACAACUUCAGCCUGGACCUGAUAAAUUACUUUUUGUUCAUCCCAUCCACCAAAAAUAUCCUGGAACCUUGGAUAUCAGUUCCGAAUCAUCUACAGCACCUUUUUAUGGCGAGGAGUUGAACCAGGUGGCUACUUCAAAGUUAAGUGGUAAGGCCGAAAAGGUGGUUGGGGAUGCAGAUGUGAAUACUGUUGAUGGUGAGAAGUUGAAUCAGCAGGCUACUUCAAAGUUAAGUGGUGAGGUGGAAAAGGUGGUUGGGGAUGCAGAAGUGAAACCGUUAACAGCCUCAUCUCAGGUCCCAGAAGAGGUCCAACAGGUUCCGGAUGUGGUUAACGCACAUGUAGCUGAGAAUCAAUUACCUCUGAAGGAGAAUGAAAUUCUUAGCUCUAGUGAUGCAAGUCUGAGUGUCACAGAGAAAAAUACAACUUCAGAGAAUUAUUCUACUGAACAAAGCAACACAGUUUCAGAAAAGAGUGUUUCUUCAAAUGAUAUUUCUGGAAAGUUAAAUGCUGAGGACAAAGAUGACAAACCCACAAUAAAGGAAGCUGAUGCAGUUUGUCAAGUUCCUCAUUCUUUACCAGUUGAUGAAUCUAUGAUUGACAAAAGCACUGGUGAAAGCCCUGAAACUUGCAGCAAAAAUUUUGGCAGACGUCCGGGUUUCUUUGCUUGGAUUAGCAGCUGGUGGCCAUUCAGGAAAAAUGGUGGAAACUCAAAUAAUUUGACUCAUCAACCGGAUCUGAUGCCUAGUAAUAAUAAAGAGCCCAAGUCUUCAAACCCGAGCGAGGCAACCUGUCAUUCUGAAGAGUCUGAGUUGUCAGAUCCAAAACAAACAGUUUGUCAUUCUGAAGAGUCUGAGUUCAGAGAACAGAAACAAACAAUUAGUCACUCUGAGGAGCCCAAGUCAUCUGAACCAAGACAGAAAGUGAAUUGUUUAUCAGAGCCUGAGUUAUUUUCUAGUAGUUGCUUUUGGAGUGACAUGGAAUCUUUUGUUUUUACUGGCAAAGGAUCAACUCUGAUCACCCGUUCUAAAAGCAGGAAGGAUAUGAUCCGUAAAUUUCAAAAGUUUGGACCGCAGGUUCUUAGUUCUCUUGGCGAAAAUGAUCUCCUUCAACUGGUCAAUAUGUUGAUAUCUGAGAAAAAAUGGUUGGAGGAAAGGCCUUCCCUGACUUUUCCUUUCCUGGUCACUCUAGAAGCUCGGAAGAACUCAGUGGGCCUAUCACAUGGUGCAACUGGCUUGAGAUCUCUCUUCCUAAGCAAAGAAGGACGGAGCACCUUGCAAAAAUCAUCAGAAGGUGACAAUGGUAAAAGAUAUCAGAGUAAUCCUGACACUGGAGGUUCUUCACCUGCCAUUAAAAAUAAGCACACUGAAAAGUCUAGAACUGACACAUUAGCGGAUAUUCAGAAGCUUGUGAGUGAAAUAUUGAGGGAACACUCAGAUGGGUAUAAUAUGUGUAUGAUACCAAAACUUUUUCUGGAGAGGUAUGGCUAUCCUCUUGAUGUUCAGAAUCUUGGUUACCAAAAGUUGGCAAACUUGUUGCAUAUUCUGCCUGGAGUGAAAGUAGAGUCCUCAUACAUCUUUGCGGCUGAUCAUCCCGUUUUUGCUUCUGACAAGGAAAUGUCAACUCUCAAUACUUUAGUGAAUAAUUCAAGUGUUACUGCACCAUAUUCGGAUAGGAAGUCAUCUGAUUCAUGCCAUAAAGAUGAUCGCAAAGACUCCCCCUGGGAAGAAUUAGGACCUGUCUCAGUCAGCAAUCCUAACCAGAGUGACCUGGAGACAAAAUCAGGGCAAAAGGCCUUAAAGCUGGAGACGUCAAUGCAGCCUGAUUACGAACCUUCACUUUCUGAUGAUGAUUCUUCUGAAUCUGAAGGAGAUAGAUCUUGUUUAACUCGAUCAGAAGAGGAAGGACGGUCAAAACAUAACGUGGAAGACAGCUCUCUUCUGCAAACUCUGGAGUCAUUUUACUGUCGCCAAGAAGAGGAUAGUGCAGAGUCAGAAAACACUGACACCAAAGGCAAUGGCCUGACUGGUGGUUUAGGCUCAUCCAAGCAUUCCACUCCAGGAAUGCUUUCCAAAGUUCAUUCAGGGGCAGUGCUUAAAGAGAAGCAAAGACCUCACAAAAGCUAUUCAUUUGUUGCCGACCCAGACUCACGAAAGAAGGAUGAGCUAAUUGAUGGAAUAUUACAGAAUUUGAGGAAAUCAGAUGAGUUGAAGAUGCGGAAUUGAAAAUUUCCUGGAGUUCAUAGAUUCUAAAUUGGGAUCCUGUCUAGUACUUGAGAAUAGAAAUAAUGGGAUUCUAGCGAAUUAGGAUUACUAACAAACUCGUGGUGGCACGCUCCUUUACAUCGCGCGAGUUGCCUAUUUUUGCAGGCCAUGGUACUAACGAUUCUGUGAGAGAUGUUUGCUAUUAUUGAACCAUAUUCUUUUAAUGACACUUCUUUCACUGCUAGAUCAAAUAGAGGGAUAAGGGCACUUUCUAAUUCAACCUUUUUAAUGUGAAGAAAUGAGGAAAAAACCCUCGUUUUACUUACAGACGUCGAUAAAAUACUUCUGUGCAUGCAGCAUGUGAGCCACCCUGAGAGGAAGGUUUGUGGAUUCCCACCACGCCCUUCUCUGCUUCAGAUAAAAUGGGCGAACGGGGACAAGCAAGUCAGUGGAAAAUGUGUGUGAACCAUGAAGGCUGAGGAAGUUAUAAUGGGAACAAAGAACACCAAACAUCAGGCACUUCUUGAGUAACAUGUAUGAUCAACUUCUUUUUUCCCCUUAAUUUUUUACUCAUUAUUUACAACUUUUUGGCAGGAUAGAAAUUAUUUUUACCAACAAAAAACAGAUAGAGGGAUGAACAGAUGCUUUUAUUAUACAAAGGUGAUUUUUGAAUUUAAAAA
Molecule: messenger RNA, 4011 nt
Organism: Neltuma alba
Lineage: Eukaryota; Viridiplantae; Streptophyta; Magnoliopsida; Fabales; Fabaceae
Exons: 3
Coding region: 203-3352 (1049 amino acids)
Biological process (GO): regulation of gene expression
Cellular component (GO): peroxisome
Molecular function (GO): RNA nuclease activity
Source: RefSeq, a predicted model, not a curated record